GCUCACCACAUGUAGACAGUUGUAUCAUCGUUAUAUGUUUUUUUAUCAUGUCUGUCGAUGCGUGUGCUGGAUUCUUUUCCUUCUGGGCGUGAAUGUGUGAGUAUUGGUGUAUUUGUGCAGAUUUCGUAAUUUGACGUAUGAUGGAGUGCGCGUGUCUGGAGUCUACCCCUCUGGGCCGCACGCAGACGGUUUUGCUUUGUUGUAGAGCGCUGUGGAUCCUGGUUAUGUGGCAGCAGGGCCGGAUCAUUCUCUGCCACUGGAGCUGUUACGUAACACACACACACACGCAUACACACGCGCGCUCAUGCUGCGCCAGGGAGGGGGUGAGUCUCCCUCCGUCUAUCUGCUGCCCUGCUUUUGGAGAGAGAGAAAGAGGUGCAGCAGAGAUACAGAGAACAAAAAACAACUUUGAUGAAGCACUGUUGAAGGAAUUCACCAAAAUCAGAGCCAGACAUGAUGGUAGAGUUUUUUUUUUUAAUGCACUGACAUAGGAAUUGUGGGCCAAAGCCAAUAUCUGUUUAUUUUUCAUGUACAUAUCUGUCAAUGACACUGUAAAUGUUUGUAAAAUGUACAAUGCAUUGCCAUUUCAGAAAAUCUAACUUGCAGAUGUAACACACUUAAACGUUCAGCUCCUCCAGAGUAUAAUAAAUAUGGCAUCAAAUGUCAGUUUAAGAUAUUGAUCAAAGCUAAACUGUUGUUCAGUGGCAGUAAUUUUUUUAAGCAAUCUGCAGAUAUCAUUAUAUACCAAAAUUAUCGUGCAUCCCAUGUAUCUCAACUAAAGACUUUAAAUGUACUUUAAUUUUUAAAUCAGUGUAGAAGCUGUUGAAACAUAGAAAGAAACAGAGAUUUAGUCCAUCCUCAUGCCAUGAUACUUCCCACUCUUCCUAAGUGGACACACAUAUAGCUUUCAGAAACAAGGCUUGGCUCAGCUGAAUUGAGCAGAAGGCCUAUUGUGUGGGCAGUGGAAUGUUUGUGAAUGGAGUAGGCGUCUUCUUCCCUCUCUUUCUCUCUCUCUCUCUCUCUUAUUCUCUCCUCCCUUCACCCACACUUCUCAUCUCUCAAUACGUGCCUUUUUUUGCGCUCUCUCUUUCUCUACUCCCUCCCCUAAAGCACCUUGACUCUGUCUAUAUGUGCUCUAUAUGCUACUAACUUUAUUACUAUCAAGGCUUCAACAUACUGUUGGUUCUCUAUGUUAGAGCACUUUGACUCAGUCUACUGAUGCAGUUAAAAGCAUUACAGGAUACACUGAUACCUCUGGCGACAUGGCUUUGUACUGUACACAGUGUGAGUGUGUGUUCUGUUGUGUGAGGCUGCACUUGUCGGUCAGCUGAUGGAAGUGAAACUCAACGCUGGUCCUAAGGUGUCUGGUUUCUGGAACUUUUUGAGUUCUCAGGUAGUGUGCAUGCAGCAAGGACAAGUAUGUGCUAGGGCUGACCCAAAUAAUCAGAAUACCAGAGUAUUUGUUAUGUUUGUAUUUGUUGCCUUAUUUAUUAUUCUGAAGUUUUGUCUUUUUCUAACCAGCAAGAAUUGUAGAAAACUCUUGUGAAUUCCUGACUGUGUUCAGAGGUUUAUUUGUCACUGUUUUACAUGAAACAUUUUAUCAUAAAAUCAGCAAAUAUGGUAAAAACUUAAUGACAGAUGUGAUGUUAGGCUAAGAAAAAUCAUAUCAUCCCCAGGUAAUCUUAGCUAAAGGCUGAACACAACCACACACAACCACGAUUUCCCAGUGUCACCCCUUAGUGAAAGUCAUUUAAUGGCAAAGAGCAUUUAAACGAAAAGAAUAAGCCAAAUGCAAAUUAAUUUGUUUGGCUAAUGUUUUGUUUGGUUGUUAAACAACAUUCAUGUGAAAUCACUUGUUUAAGCACCUGGAACUAAAAGAUAGACAAACAGAGAUAGUAAGCCGAUUUAUCCAGUUCCCUUAAUAUGAACAGUCGUAAAUCUGUACGAAUUUAGAAUAAAACCCCAAUCCAUCAAUCCUGAACAAGAUGUGUAUUCAUCUGUAAUUUAUUUCACUCGCAAUGGAAUUUAUCUUGGACUACUAAGUUGGCACUGGAACAUGAGCUUUGGCAAUCCAUUUAAUAAACCAGCUAAACUGACUACAAUCAUUGUUAAACAAAGAUUUUAAAGGAUUUACGUCUUGAACUUGCUUUUGUAUUAUUGCUGCUGUAGUCUUGUGCCAAAGUUUGAACACCCCAAUUCAACUCAUGAUAAAUUUCUAAGUGAAAAUAUGUUAAUCUCUUUAUUUGCUGCGUUUCACAUAUUUGGAAAAAAUAAAAUAUAAAAUGGGCCAUGAAUUUUACACAGGCCACGUUUUAUGUUUUUUCCACAAAAUGUUGGCUUUACCAACUAAGCUAAACAACUAAAAUUGUGCAUUAAAAUAUGCAAAGUGUGUUCUUUGUAGAAGGUGUAUGCUUAUUUUUACUUUCACAAAACAUAUUUUUGACCAGAGUGUGCCCAAAUCUUUGCAUACGACUGGUGAGGUAGCUUUGCGACAACAUUACAGCAGCUUUUUAUAGAAAGUUUUAUAGAAAUGUGGGACGUGUAACAGUGCAUUGUGAUAUCGCAAUGCAAAACUGUGGCAAUGCAUAAUUUUGCAUUGUGACAAUGCAUAUUAUUUGGACAUUCAUGCAGUUAUUAGUUGCAUGAACAUCAAAGUUUGCAAACAGUCAGCACCAACAACAGCUCACUCUAGUGCCCCUCUUGCCUCCCAGCUAUAUUUUAUAUAAGUACUCGUUCAGAAACACCAAAGAAUAUUAAAGCCUGUUAAAUGCUGUUUGGCCCAGGCCAAGAUUGUUGCUGUCCAAAGAAAACAUGUACCUUCAAAUUAGUAAUUUUAGAGGAGAAGUCAAAGAUGUUCUUAACUGUUUAUGUAUGUUGUUGUAAAGAGGUUUUAUUCAAAGUGAUAUUGGAGCAUAUCUGUUGGUCCGUUCAUCAUGAACGUUUUUACACAGUGUUACGUUUAACAACGUGUUUUCAUUGUAGGCCGGAAAAGGCCAGUGUGUUGGUAAAGCACAGUAAUGGUAUCAUUCUCUGGUGAAUAACAGUGAAAUUAGCCUGAUUGCCUGAAAGCCUUAGCUGACCUCCAGCGUGCUAUGUUUCCCCAGCUCAGCCCCAGACGCAGUGCCACAGCUUGCCAUCUAAAGGGAAAGAGGGGAAGAGACAGGGAGACUGUAGGGUUGAAAUGCCCCCCCCUUCUCUCUCUCUCUCUCUCCCUCUCUCUCUCUCUCUCUCUCUCUGUCUGUUGUACUCUUGAGAAAUUGUCUGCUGUGGGGUUACAUCACACAUUACUCUGUUGCUCUGUCUCUAAGCCGAUUAGUGGCCUGCAGAGAGAGAAAAGGAACGAGAGAGUAUGUGUCCAUUGCACUUUCAGUCUGAAUAAACACAGUCAAAGCGAACAGAAAUGGCCACCACGUGCAUCUUGCAUUAUAAGCACUAAAUCAGUAAAAUCCCCAGGCAUUUUGGCCAGGCAGGCCUGGAUUAAGUGAGAAUAACAGGAAAGUAACAUUACAUAGCACAAUAUGAUACAUCUUGUUUUCUGUAGCUUUAUACCAGACCAAGGGUGAGGUCAUUAAAGCGCUGUCUCACUAUGUUUUCACUGCCAAAAUGUAGAAAGCUAGGUCAGUAGAGAAACUAGGCCAAGUAUUCCUUUAUCUGCUAUUUUUUGCUGUUAUCAUGAAAGUUAUCUCCAUAACUGCUUAUCACUACUUUACAACACUUUAGAAUGCAUGUCAUUGCCACGUAGUUGGUAUGACUAGUAUAAAGAUGAUGCAGUAACUCUCACUCUUGGCUAAACAACAUAUUGCCCUCAUCCUGUGUGAGGAAGGUGUCUUGAAAGUAGGUCUCAUCAGCGUUUAUGUUUACAAACUCCUCAGAAACUUUCUGGAACAGCCAAUUCUUUGAAAUGGAAACAUCAAGGGCCCUCUCCAUGGAUAUAGACACAGACUAUGAAAGGCCUAAUGUGGAGACCAUAAAGUGUGUGGUGGUGGGCGAUAACGCGGUAGGUAAGACCCGCCUAAUCUGUGCACGCGCCUGCAACGCCACCCUCACCCAGUACCAGCUGCUCGCCACCCACGUGCCAACCGUUUGGGCCAUCGACCAGUACCGUGUGUGCCAGGAGGUGUUGGAAAGAUCUAGGGAUGUGGUGGAUGAAGUCAGCGUGUCCCUCAGACUGUGGGACACAUUCGGAGAUCAUCACAAAGACAGACGUUUCGCUUAUGGCAGGUCUGAUGUGGUGGUGCUGUGUUUCUCCCUGGCCAACCCGAACUCCCUGCGCCACGUCCGCACCAUGUGGUACCCCGAGAUUAAGCACUUCUGCCCCCGCACCCCCAUCAUCUUGGUGGGCUGCCAGCUGGAUCUGCGCUACGCUGACUUGGACGCUGUGAACCGGGCCCGUCGGCCCCUGGCCAAACCCAUAAAACCCACAGACAUCCUUCCACCAGAGCGAGGCCAUGAGGUGGCUAAAGAACUGGGCGUGCCCUACUACGAGACUAGCAUCGUUGCUCAGUUUGGCGUCAAGGACGUCUUCGACAACGCCAUCCGCGCUGCCCUCAUUUCCCGCCGCCACCUCCAGUUCUGGAAGUCUCAUUUAAAGAAAGUCCAGCGCCCUCUCCUCCAGGCCCCCUUCCUGCCCCCCAGGCCGCCGCGGCCCGUAGUGGGCAUCCCUGAUCCCCCUCCCAUGGACGGAGAAGGCCCCGACUCUCUCUUCUGCCAGCCCCUGUGUGCAGAUGUGCUUUUCCUCCUCCAGGGUGGUGCCACUCGUGUUUUCGCCCAUAAGGUCUAUCUUGCUACUUCCUGCUCCAAGUUCUAUGACCUGUUCACUAUGGACCUCGGAGCUGCUGAGGAGGAUAAGGAUGGAGAGGACACCCUGGAGGGGAGUGAGGAAGAGGAGCAAAGUCGAAGAGGAGCCAAAGAGCAGGCAGGACGCACCAAGAGCCUGGACAUCGAUAAAGAUGGUGAGGGAGGCGCCAGGGGUCCCAAGAGGCCACUCCUGCUGGAACAGGGCUCACUGAGGACUUCCCAAAGCGAUAAUGCCCUGCCGGCCAGGAGCCAGUGCAUCAUGGGUCCCCUGGGAGCCGGUCGUGCCCUUCUGGGAUGGGGCCGGGGGUUCCUCGGUGUGUAUCUGGAAAGAGUGGAUGAUCCAGUAACCAGUCGGCCAAGACUCAUGACGGUCGUUUCCAUGGACGAACUCAUUCAGGAGGCACCUUUCCGGGCCGUGCUGCAGUACCUGUACACAGGUCAUCUGGACGAGGGCCGGAGUGACCUGAUGCAGGUCGCCACCAUCGCCGAACUGUUGGAAGUGUUUGAUCUGCGCAUGAUGGUGGCCAACGUGCUGAAUCGUGAGAGCUUCAUGAACCAGGAAAUCACCAAAGCCUUCCAUGUGCGCCGCGCCAACCGCAUCAAAGAGUGCCUGUGCAAGGGCACUUUCGCUGAUGUGGUGUUCCGACUGGACGAUGGGUACCUGCCUGCCCACAAGCCUCUGCUCAUCUCUAGCUGUGAUUGGAUGGCGGCCAUGUUCCGUGGGUCUUUCAUGGAGAGCUACAUUGAGGAAGUGUCCAUACCCAACACCAGUACUGCUUGCAUGAGAGCCGUGCUGGAAUACCUGUACUGUGGCUUACUGACACCCUGCCCUGAGCUGGAGCCUAUGGACCUCAUAAUAUUAGCCAACCGUCUCUGUCUGCCCCGUCUUGUGGCUCUCACAGAGCAACAUGCUGUUGAAGAACUGUUGCAGUGGGCGGUUAAAGGAGCAGACAUUGAUGGACAGGUGCUGGCUUACCUAGAGAUGGCUCAGUUCCACAAUGCCAAACAGCUCUCAGCCUGGUGCCUGCACCACAUUUGCACCAACUACAACAGUAUCUGUCGCAAGUUCCCCAAAGACAUGAAGACCAUGUCUCCAGAGAACCAGAAGCACUUUGAGAAGCAGCGCUGGCCGCCUGUCUGGUUUCUGAAGGAGGAGGACCGCUACAACCGUUCAAAGAAGGAGCGUGAGCGCGAGGAGGAGAUCCUGCGCAAGCAGCACAUCAAACGGGGCUGGUGUUUCUGGAGACACCCAUCAUCCUCGGCGCCCCACAUCUCCUGAAGGCGCGCCCCUGUCCGACAGCUCCCACCCCAAACCCCUUGCCCCUUCUCGGCCUUGAGGCAUGCAGCCGAGUCUGGGGAGCCCCAUGUCCUGUGUCCAGUGUGUGCAUCCUGGCUGCUGGAAGUUAGUCUGGGGCUGCUUUGCCUCAGAGCUUCUCCUUCCCUCUUUAAGCCAGGCUUUUAAACAGGCCUGGGGCAAGAAAAAAAGCUGUGGCCCCCUCAAGAGCCUGCAGCAUGUCUGUGAAAGGAGAGAAGGAUGAGAGAAAGCGUAGGCUCUUUCUCACUUUUUGUGUUGCGUGAUUCACUGUGCUUAUCCAGCAAGGUUGGAGGCCUCACCACAGCACCCUGUAGGGAAUGUCUUCAUGGCAAUGAUCUGCCUUCAACUCCUAAGACUGUUAUUGUUAUACAAGAACUACUAAAUACACACGUUCUCAACCACAUUCUCACCCAGCACCAGGCCUAGGCGCUGGCGCCCAAGCAUGCAAAGUGCAUGGUACUGUUGCAAUGAGCUUCUUCUGUGAAACCUGUAUCUGGGGAAAACAAAAAAAUGAACAUGUCCAAUGCAUACGAGAGCUGCAAAAUACCUUACGCUUUGAAUGCACCUAACAACUAAAACAGCGGCAGGGAUUUGUUCAUUCUUCAAACCAGAAAGGUAAAUCCUGUGGUUCAUGAUUUUUGCCUCAGUACUGAACCACUUUUGCCUGUAUUCUCACUAAGAUUUUCUGUUUUGGAUCUUCCGUAGCCCCAUUUUUGGCUCUUCUUGCCAACUGUUUUUUGUUUUCCAUUGAGGCACUAUGUGGGGAAACUCCACUCAAGAAUCCCUGUUGCUAGGACUUGUUAAUGAAGUAGGCCAGGGGCAGAAACAGAACACUAAAUAAACAAGUGGUGCAUAGCUCGGGUCAUUCACCCAAGAAGGCUCUGACGAAGCAUCAAAGAGAGACAACUUGGGCUUGUUCAGAUGAUGAAAAUGCCUCACCAAAAUACGCUAAAGCAGAAAAGAAAAAACUUCACGGCAAGUGAGGUUUUAAUUUAGGGCUUUUUGUAACACUGCCACUGGAGUAUUAACAAUCCCAAAUGUCAGUAAAGAUUUAUUUAUGAUUAGAAUGAGUUUUUGACCACUAGCAAGGUUUAUUUUUUCAAUUUACUUGCCUUUACAUCUCCAAGCCACUAGGGGCACUUUUGCUUCCUGAGUUUACCCCUCUGUAGAACACAUUAGUAACUAUACCAAGAGCAGGUAAAUUAAGCUGCAAUCCUUGCCUUUUUCCUGAUCUUUUUCCACUUGAGAAUCCUUUCAAAGAUGUUUUUUCUGGUCUGGUUUUAAUUGCUCUCACUUCUAAUACCUGCCUGAUAACCAAAAACUAAGCUGUGAUGUUUUUCGCCGCCCCCCACCCUUCCCCUUGCUAAGAACAAAGUUGGCUAUUGUCAGUUUUGUCUUCUACCUCUGCAGAUAGACUAAGGAAAAAUGGAUAGAGGGAUGAACAUGGAGUAGCGCAAGAUUCAGUUCAUUUGCUGUUCCAUUUGAUUCACAAAGCUGCAGUGUAAGGCCACACAGCUGGAGCCUCACUUUCCACUUGCAGAGAAAAAUGGUGCUCAGGAUUACUAACCACCGCAGUGACAGUAUUCAUACAACCCAGUUCUUUUCUCUUGAUAGUUGUUUCUCUCUUGCUACUUGUCUUAUAUAUCCUUUCCUUUUUCCCAUGUGACAAUCCUAAAUGAACAAAGUUCCUGACUGUUCAUGAGCUAAGGACAUGUCUCCUUUUUCCAAGAAGCUUUAUGGCUUUCAAUUGAAAGGCUUGUAGCAAAAUGGAAGAUGGGAUCUGUGGUAGUAGCUAAUCUGUUCUGCUGAAGUGGUAUUAUAAUGUAACAUAGCUAACUGUAGAUAUAUCUCUCCACUUGGUUCACCCAUUGGAAAGUGCAUUUUCGCUCAAUGAGUACUUGUCAAACACGUUCUUUUGGUUUCUACCUUCUAUCAAUUAUCUGAGCUAAUCGUCUGAAAGGGGUGUGUUUUUGAAUUGCCUUUCUGAUCAGGAGAACAGGAGAGUGCCUGUGACAGAAUGUGUUUAUUUUCCUCCUCAAAUUUAGUAUAGAACCCUCUUUGUGCUUUUGGAGUUAUUCUUCUGCUUGGGAUGUGUUGAGCGAGGUGCUACAUGCUACAUUCCUAAUGAGACAUGAUUUGGUAGCGUUUCACAAGAAAGUUAUUUCUGGAAAUUUUAGAAGUGAACGUGAACGUAGCAAACUGUUGGGUGAACUUUUUUUUUUGUGGCACCUUCCUCUAUUUCUGGCUUUCUGAUUUUUUCACCCCCUCAAGGCUGCACCCAGGUGUCUGUGGCAGCUAGCUGAAGACAUACGAUGCGGAAAGGCUUUCUCCUCUCUGGGGACAUGUUGGAAUCAUCAACAGCUACUGAAAUAGACGCGUGAGAGAAUCUCACUGGGCCCAGGUGCGAAUGAGGCUGAUCUUUGGAAAGAAGGAACAAAAAAGGAAAGAUCUGCAGCUUGGUGCUAAAACAGUUAGGCUCUGAUUUUGACUAAAGGAUUUUUCUAGAAACAACAGAUGUCUGUGAGGGUGUUCUUCUUCAUCUGAAAACUGCACUGUGUAAAAGUCACCCUACCACCAUUCACUUAUUUCCUUUACAGUCAAAAUGGCUAUUAAGUAACUAUUUAGUUAUAAAUUUUAUAGUAUCAGGAAAAAAGCAGAAAAAAUUGAACAGAAAAACAUACAUAACAACUAAAUAUAACAUCAAUAUUUUGAGUGAUGUGUCCACUCUUUGCCUUUAUUACAGCUUCUUGACAGCUACACAUCCUUUCAGACUCAUAGUGCUGUGUUGUCCUCUCAGAGUGCAGGGAUAUGCAGGAACACCUUCGGAUUUUUUCACAUCUGAAGCAAGAGUGGAGCUUGAUUAUCUGUCUCUCUAAGUUGAUGGUCUACCAUUUUUAGGAAUAUAUUUUAUCAAUAUCUUUUAAUCAUUUUUUGAACUCCAGUUUUUAUCUCCUGAAAAAUGAAUAACUUGUAUUUAAUGGCCAUUAUGACUGGAAAUCGAAGGGUGAAUUACCUAAUAUGUCAGUGCUACAAAUUCUGUUCACUGGGUGGCAGUCAAUUUAUGUAGUGGUACAUUUUAGAUGAAAGUUGUUGGCAUUCUAGAUUUAAUGUUACUAUGCAGACUUUUUCUGCAGAGAAUAAAAUAUUAGCUAACAUUUGCUUAGUUAACUUUCUAUCUGUGCCUCUAAUAGAGUCCAAGAUGAAGCUUUUCAAACUACAAAGUAAAACUGACUAGAUCUCACAGACAAAUCUAUGGUGUUAGCCUCCAGGACGUUGUAGUUUUUGGAGAUGGAAUGCUGUGUUGCCUUGGUGGUUUUGGGCUAGACAGCACUUUAAUAUUUGUUUUCUUCUUGUUUCUUCUUCUUCUUCUUCUUCUUCUUCUUCUUCUUCUUCUUCUUCUAGUAUGCCCUUGCACAUUUUCUCUCUGAUUGGGUCUGCCUUUGAUGUGCAUGGCAAUGACUGUUUUUAAAUUUCAGCUUUUUAAAAAGAAAUGACAUUUUGUAGCAUGGUGUGACUUUUCUUCCGUACAGUGGUGGACUUUUUUAAAAUAAUUUUUUAGCUCCAUGUAGUGCUCAGUGUCCGUGGACUAAGGGUCCAAGGUCUUUGUAUAGUAACCACAUGCUUUAUUGUUAUGCCUUUGCUAACAUUGGAUUUCGGGGACGUGGAUUGUACGGUUAUUGUUAGAUGCGUAAUUUAUGUUGUUUGUUUAGGUAAAGGUGUAAGAUUUAAGAUGCGUUGUUUGGAGACCUGUUCAAUAGCACUAACAGCACUAACAACUGACUGGCCCUUGUUCACAGUAUAAUUACUAAAACAACCUAUGCACUUUGGCCCAAAUUGUGGAAAAGAAGAAGUUAAGACACGAUUUAGAAGUGAUUGCCUUGAAUCUUACAUUGUGGCAUUUGUGAGAGAUGCACGUUUACAAAGGAAAUGUGCAUGAGGAAUGGUCUGCAAAACACGGUUGCAUGCGGUCGUGAGUAAGUUUGUAUUACGAAUCAGGUAUGCACUUUGUCAUUAAAUAAUUAUUCUCCUGUCAUGAGCCUAUGUACAAUACAAAUAUGUCAAAUGAGUGUUACGUUUGGGGCAAAAAACCCUAAGGACCAGUUAUACACUUUGGGGUUUUUUUUCAUGUCCUUGGUUAGUAAUCUCUUUUUUUUCUCCUCCAUUGUCCUCCACAGGUUGCAGUAGUAAUGUUCCGUAGGGCUCAGUAGUUUGUCAGCUAAAAUAGAAAACUCAAGAGCUGUUCUCUCCUGGCAUUACCUGUGCCUUUGAUUUUUAAAAGGAAAAAAAUCUCCUGUUGCCUUUCUCAAGAGGGGCCUCUUACAAAUGCCUUUAGGUUUUGGAUAAUUGUAAAGCAGACACAUACACUUAAAUCAGGCAGCUGACCACUGUAUUCCUCCUUCUACUGUCAGUGCCUGUGGACGUUAUGUAGCAAAGCCUACUGUUCUCUGUCGUAUUUAUGCUGCAUUCUUGUCUUCGCACCUCUUUUAAAUAGAACGGUUCCUGCUCUCUCUUUGUUUUGCUGAGCCAAGUGGAAACCAUGCUUAGGAUGAGAGCUGUGAUCAUGCUGGUUUGACUGUGGGAGAGGUAGAUCUGUGGGACACUCACACACCCACCUGACAGUAUACACUGUCCAAGGAUGCUGUUGCCCUCUGCAGGCCAGCCAUAGCACAAAUCUAGCGGAGUUUUUUCUUUGUGCUGUUACCCAAGCAUCAAAAAAUCUGAUGACUUACAUAGACCUACAAAAACAUUUAGAAACUUAUUCCACUUAUUCCAUGAGGCAUCAUUUGUCAAAAAGUUUGCUUUUGCCAACAUUAUUUCAAGUGUAUAUAACAUCUGUCAUGUGACAUUACAGUCAUAAUGGAGAUAACAUGCCAUAACUUGUUUGAACAAAAAAGUAUUGUUUGUGGCCCUUAGGUGAGUGAGUUUCAUUUCAUCAUUUAUAACAAUAAGGCUGUGUCACAAGGUCAACAUGGGAAAAAUGAACUUUCACUAUACUUCAAGAACUUUACGUGAUACACGAUAUGUUACAAUAUUAUUUUAAUAAGUUGGGAAAGACAAAAUAGUGCUACAUUUUAAAAAUACAUAGCGUUAAAAUCCAAAGAUUUAAAUGAAAGAUUUGUACUCAACAUUUUACAUAUUGUGCAGAACUGAAUCCAAUUAAAUAGGACUAGUUAUGCUCUCUUUGUAAUCAAACAUGCUGUUGAGAUGUAGGCCAAUAUCCAUGAUAUGCAUAUUGUCACAUAUUGUAAUGUAACUUAUGAUAAGGAUAAAUAUUGCAAUAUUGUGUAAUAUUGUAAUGUAACAUCUUUAGCAUUAUGUCACUGUAAUAUACACUAAGCUAUAAAGUCUGUAACCUGCUAUUUCAUUUCAUCCCAAAAGGAAAAAUAACUUAACACCAAAGUUGACAAGAGCAACCUUUAUGACAAAUGAAGCCUACUGGAAUAAACCUUCACCAGUGUUAAAGUAGGUUUAUGUCUGUUGUCAAGACAAGCUUAUGAACAUUACAGUAAAGUGUUAUCAAAAGUCACAUAUACAAUGCAUUAUGCACAAAUUAUUGAAUUUUGGUUUCAAAUUAUGUUAAAGUUACUACUUCAAAUUAUGUUAAAGUUACAGUUACUGCGCAGAAGCUGGAAGUACAGACUGGCUUCCUCUUGUGCUGCCACAUCCUUUGACUUUGCAUAAUGAGUUGCCUGCAGUUUUUUCUCCCCACAGAUUCUAAUAGCCUAAAACUCUUGCUUGAUUUUGAUUUUUCAAGAGGUUUGCUUGUGAUUUUUGCUUUUGAACACAAGAAACUUUUUUUCUAACCCCCCAAAGCUUUCUUCCAGAUUUAGAAAAAAGUAGACGCUUUGUUAAAAACUACUUAAGUCCUGCUUGUGUUUUCUAGCCAGUGAACUCCUGAGACAGAGCCAGCCUUUUCUUACAAGAUCUACCACAAAGAUUAACAAUAUGCAAAAUUAAUACGAAACAUAACUGAAGUACUCUGGUAACCACUCUCACUUUCUGAGGAAUUAGCCUUAUUUCUCAUGCCAAUUACAACACAUCACAAAACUGCAAAUAGCAUUGUCCAUUUUCACAUAUGGUGAGGCCCUCUGUCUCAAGGCCAUCUCGAUGUUAGAGAAUGGUCAGCAACUGCCUAAAAGGCUGUGAUUUGACCCUUCUCCCUUUUUUCUGUUAAUACAUGACUAUUAUAACAUUAUGCACUUUGUGUUAAUCUUGUUAAGCUUUUUAAGCUUGUAUUUGUUUUCGAGAAUUACCAUUAAUGUUCUGAAACAAAAAAAAAAUAGAAAAAAGAGCACACAUGACACAUUAAGGGCUUUUUUUUUAAAAAAAGAAAAACAACAAUCAGAAUGUUUUUGCUGCUGUUGCAAAAAACGUUUUAAUGAAUCCUUUGUAAUACUUUUUGAACCACUGUGAUUUGUACAAAAUGGAACAAAAAAAGUAGUAAAAAAAACUUUGCCGUUUCAGUAUUCUAAUGUUUGACUUGGCUUUUAAUAAAAUUUAAGUGAACUCUUUGACCAA
Molecule: messenger RNA, 12631 nt
Organism: Colossoma macropomum (tambaqui)
Lineage: Eukaryota; Metazoa; Chordata; Actinopteri; Characiformes; Serrasalmidae
Gene: rhobtb4
Product: Rho related BTB domain containing 4
Exons: 11
Coding region: 3854-6076 (740 amino acids)
Biological process (GO): small GTPase-mediated signal transduction
Molecular function (GO): GTP binding; protein binding; GTPase activity
Source: RefSeq, a predicted model, not a curated record